AUGGCGACAACGUGUGUGCCUACGCCCACCCUCACCCGCACAGACGUCGGCACCUCCCAGAGCCUUUCCACCACCGUCACCGAGUCAGUAACCACCCUCCCCGGAGAGGUCUCCACCACCGUCUUCCGCACAUGCACAGUCCCCGCUGGGGUCACCACCACAUGCGUCCCGACGCUCACGACGUCGGUCACCACCCUCCCAGGGAACACGACGACGGUCGAGGUCCCGGUGACGGUGACUAUAGAUGUCCCGAUUACGGAGACGACUACUCUAUGGGGCUCGUUGUGCUCGACGCUGCCGCCUGACACGACACCGCCCCCGACGUCCACUACGGAGCCCCCGCCGACGACUACCCUUCCUCCGACGACUACGAGCAUCAGCGAAACCUCGAACACUUCAAUGCUAACGGAUACGUCGACGUCGACUUCAGCUUCGACGGCGCCGAGCGUGACUCAGUCUCUGGCGACGGACCCAGGCGGCGGGUCGUCGAAUAACAUUGGACCCAUCGUUGGGGGUGUUGUGGGCGGUGUGGCGGCGCUGGUGCUGCUCGGGUUUCUAACAUGGAAGCUGAUCAAAAAACAGUCACGGUUCGAUGACUUCUUCAACCGCGGCGACGAUGACCGGCACACCAACAGCUCCUCGCCGUUCAAACCCAAUCCGUCAACCGACAAGCCUAAGCCGUACGACUACGGCAUCCUCGGGCAGCAGCACACCAACCCCGUCGGGCUCUCCCCGCCCAACUCACCCCCAGCGAAUCAUGCCACAUUCGGGACGAACGACAUGGGGUACCAACCCUUGGGUGGGGGCAACGACGUCGGGUACCAGCCGCUGGGUGGCGGGAAUGAUGUAGGGUACCAGCCGUCCCAGCCCCCGCCGCAGCACAUCCGCAACCCCUCGCUGACGCCGCUGCUUGUCGGUGUUACGGCCGCAGCGACAGCGGGCGGGGCGGUGGCAGGUGCGGCUGCAGGUGCAGUUGUUGCGGGCUCUUCAAGACCUUCCACGACCUCCAGUUCUCAUAAUGGCCUGGGGCCGGUUGUAACCCACGCCAGUACGAGCGCAGGGCAAGGGCAUGGGUACCCGCCCCAGGGGUGGAACGGGCAGCAGCAAGGACAAGCGCAGACACAGGCGCAGGGUCAGCAGACGCUCACGCAUAAUAUGAGCGUCGGGAGCAGCCUGACCGCCAGUUCGCAGCCGUCAGUGUACAGCACCGCGUCGUGGACCGCCGGGCCGUCGUCGAGUGGCGGCGGUGCGGGGCUGAGUUCUGGCUCCGGCGUUGGGUCAAGCUCGGGCAUGAGCAGCAUGCCGCCUGGGGCGUACAACCCCGGCGUGCCGGGCAUGGUGCCCGUCCUCGGCGCUGCGGCGGGCAUGGCCGCUGGCGGUGCUGUCGGUGCUGCUCCGCGUCCCUCACAGCCGUCUCAUCCAUCCUACUCCUCCCAACAUCAACACCAAAAUCAACAUCCGCCGAUCCAACCCGUCCAACCGGUGCCACUGCACCAACAAUUCCAACAACAGCAGCGCUACGAGGACCCGUUCAACCGCUCGGGCAGUCCCGUGAGCAUACAAGAACAGCGCGUGCUACAGGUGACGAACGCGGACCCGUCGUCUCCCUCGGUGGUGGGCUUUGGAGUUGCCGGCCCUUCCGGCUCAGGAUCAGGCUCUGGAUCGGGCGUAGCGUCAGGCUCCGGUGCAAACCACAGAACGACCAUGUCAUUCGCCGGCGUCUCUUCCUCCUCAGCAGCAGCAGCGGGCCAAUCAACGUACUCCCCCUACGCCGAGCUCGGCCUAGCACUUGGCGGCUCCUCCUCUUCCUCAUCCACAGCGGCGACCUCUACACCGCCAACGUCUACUGCACCGAGUGGCACACCGCCAGCAGGGGCGGUGGACGGGAAAGGCAGACCGCUGAGGACGCUGGGCGAGAAGGCACCGCUUGUGCAUUUGGAUGGGGGGCAGUACCAGCUGCCGGAGCCUGGGCAGCAGACGGGACCUGCGCCCCCUGCUUAUGAUGCGUAG
Molecule: messenger RNA, 2010 nt
Organism: Cyclocybe aegerita
Lineage: Eukaryota; Fungi; Basidiomycota; Agaricomycetes; Agaricales; Hemipholiotaceae
Source: the annotation of a GenBank genome assembly